Molecule: messenger RNA, 814 nt
Organism: Camellia sinensis
Lineage: Eukaryota; Viridiplantae; Streptophyta; Magnoliopsida; Ericales; Theaceae
Biological process (GO): attachment of GPI anchor to protein
Cellular component (GO): membrane; GPI-anchor transamidase complex
Source: RefSeq, a predicted model, not a curated record
CUCAGUGUCGUGUAUGUGUUCAGAUGUAAGAACACAAGACAUGUCCUCUCGUCCCAAAGUCUCCACUCCUCUCACCUCCCUCCGCCGCCUGGCUGAAGGUUACUGGUUGAAACAGUCCUCGAUGUCUCCCUAUGCAGAUUUUGUCACUGCAAUGCUUAUUCAUUCAACUGGCCUGAAUCUUCAAAAAGCAUAUUCUCAAAGAUUGAAAUCACUAGGCCUUGUUGGACUGUUGGAAAAUUCAGAGAUUCUUUCAUCUGGGGAUAUGGCUGCUCUGGUGUACUUAUGGAAUCCUUUUACCAUAGUCAGUUGUGUGGGUUUGUCUACUUCUCCAAUUGAAAAUUUGGUCAUCAUACUGUCACUUUAUGGAGCUUGUACACGACAAAUUCCAUUGGCAGCUUUUGGAUGGGUCAUAGCAACACAUUUGUCCCUUUAUCCUGCUAUUCUGAUUGUACCGGUGAUUCUUUUAUUAGGUUAUGGUCCAGAUGCUCCCCCAAGGAAAUUGUUACUGCAAAGGAAUUCCUGUGAACUGACAGGUCAACAGAAGGAACUGAAAAAUCAACCAGUGCAACUAAUUUGUUUCUCUUGGAAACCAGUUGUGUGUUUCUUCUUGUGGGCAUCCAUGUGGGCAUUCUACGUGUUAGUUCUAUGUGGCAUUUCUGUUAAACAAUAUGGUGGUCUUCGGGAGAUGUUUAAGAGAACUUAUGGGUUUAUUCUCACAGUGGAAGACUUGUGCCCAAGUUUGUCAUCUUGUUAAAGAAAACAAAUUCACUCUCUCUCUCUCUCUCAUCUUUCCACUUUCAAACCCACAAUCCUU